UCCCUCUGCUGCCACGUUAUGGUAAUAGAUUUCAACACUCAUCAGAAGAAUUGGUGUUGGCAGGCCGUUCUUGAUUUAUGGGCCCUUAUGGUUUUAUGGGCCUUUACUGGUGCGGGAUGGCCCAAUCUGAGUUGUACGAAAGUACUAACUGAGACCGAACCCACUUUCUUCACUGGCGUGCAAAUGCAAACGCAAAUGCAACAAACGCAGCACCAGGCCACGGCGGCUCCGUUCUCAACCUCCACUCCUCCUCCCUCCUCCGGUGGCUCCGCGUCCGAGGCACCGCCGAAGCAGGUGGCUCAAGCAAUGGACAAGCUCGGACAGGCCGGGCGAAUCAUUGCCGACAUCAGAAUUGGCGCCGACCGCCUCCUCGAAGCUCUCUUCGUCGCGGCGGCGCAGCCUCACCAGGGCAACAAGCCUCUCCAGUUAUUCGUCAAGGAAGACGCCUGCAUGCGCCAGUAUCUUCAAGACCUUCGAUCCCUCGGUAAGGAGCUGGAAGAGUCUGGAGUUCUCAGUGAAUCGGUUCGGUCGAGGAAAGAUUUUUGGGGCUUGCAUAUGCCGUUGGUUUGUCCAGAUGGUGCUGUGGUUGCGUAUGCGUGGAAACGACAGCUUGCGGGACAAGCUGGUGCUUCUGCCGUUGACAGGACUAGGUUAGCUCUAAAAGCCUUCACUGAUCAGAAAAGGCGUUUUUUCCCCCAUCUUGAUGAUGGACUUGAAGGUAGUGAAUCAGCUUCAAAGAAACGUUGUGGAUCUGAAGAAAUUGCUGUGGAUCCCAAGGAAGAAAUUAGUUUUCUGAAGACACUACCGGAUGUUCUAAAGUCAUUGGAGAAGGAAGUGCCAAAUCUGAAAAUUUUAACUUUUGAACGAUUGGACUGGUUAAAAAGAGCUGUCACACUUACCUCAUCAACAAAUGAGAGUUUUCUGGAACAUAACUAUCAUGGUUCUGGUAAGCUAAGACUAGGAUCAGUGGGAACAGUUGCUGCAGAGAAGGUUGCAGUGAUAGAAUUGUUAGUCCCAUCUGUCUUCAGAGCUGUUAUAUCCUUUCAUCAUGCUGGUUCCAUGGAUCCAGAUGCUGUAGCUUUCUUUUCUCCAGAUGAGAGCGGAAGCUACGUGCAUGCAAGGGGUUUUUCUGUUCAUCAUGUGUUUAAACAUAUCACGGAGUAUGCAGCGACAGCUCUGCAGUAUUUUCUUGGGAACCAAACUGAAACGUGUCUGUAUUCUCUUUUGCACUGGAUUUGCAGCUACGAGACUCUGUUUUCAAAAUCAUGCAGGUUCAUUUUGCAGCUUCUAGAACUUUAGAUUUUCUUAUCCUUUGGUCAAAUUACUAAACUCAAUUUGUUGGUGGUGCAGCAAAGGUUC
Cajanus cajan (pigeon pea) is the source of this 1359-nucleotide messenger RNA. NCBI's taxonomy places the organism in Eukaryota, Viridiplantae, Streptophyta, Magnoliopsida, Fabales, Fabaceae. The record is from RefSeq and is a predicted model, not a curated record.